AUGAGAAAGCUAACAGAGGAAGAGACCAAGGUGUUCUUUGAGAAGAUUAUCAAAUUUAUUGGAAAGAAUAUAGCAUUGUUGGUAGAGAGAAGAGAUGAACCACAUUGUUUUAGAGUACAGAAGAAUAAAGUAUAUUAUAUCAGUGAGGAGAUAAUGAAGAAGGCACAGAAUAUACCAAGGGAUUCACUGGCAAGUCUAGGUGUUUGCUUUGGAAAGUUUACAAAGACAAAUAAGUUCAGACUGCAAGUAACAUGUUUGGACUAUCUGGCACAGUAUGCAAAGUAUAAGGUAUGGGUGAAGCCACAAUCAGAGAUGUCUUGGAUGUAUGGAAACAACUUGUUGAAGGCUGGUCUGGGUAGAAUCACAGAGGACACUCCACAGAAUCAAGGUGUAGUGUUAUACUCAAUGAGUGAUAUCCCAAUUGGAUUUGGAGUUACUGCGAGAUCGACGGCAGAAUGCAGAAAGCUGGAACCAACUGCUUUGGUAGUCUAUCACAUUUGCGAUGUUGGAGAGUAUCUUCGUGAUGAGGAUACGCUG
Molecule: messenger RNA, 537 nt
Organism: Acytostelium subglobosum LB1
Lineage: Eukaryota; Evosea; Eumycetozoa; Acytosteliales; Acytosteliaceae
Exons: 4
Biological process (GO): ribosomal large subunit biogenesis; ribosome assembly
Cellular component (GO): nucleus; preribosome, large subunit precursor; nucleolus
Molecular function (GO): RNA binding
Source: RefSeq, a predicted model, not a curated record